UUUUAUAUAUCAUCUGGUCUCCAAGCUUCCUGAGAAGGAAUACAUAAUGAAUUAUUCUUGAUAGAUAGGAAUCUAGUAUUUUGAAGAACUCUGUGGUGGGAAGUUCUAUAAACUUUUUAGUCUUUUACUAAGCUCAGAAAUACUGUCAGGAAGUUUUCUUGUGUAUAGCUUAUGUCUUGGUUUUUAUUUUUGGAUAUGGUACACAGUUUCUCUAUGAUUAUUCUCUUUUUGUCAACUUUUGCUAUCAGAGAUGACCUUGCUGAUUAUGUUUCUGAAACUAGAUCUUUUCUAUUGCGAUUACAAACAUGCAUUCUGUACAUGACUAGUUCUAUUUGUUAUUUGUUAGGCUUGGUAUUAUGUUUGCUGCUUUCUUCUCUUCAUAGAUGUUACAAAGCAGAUAUGAAUAGUGUUAUUAAGUGGUUUCUUAAUCUUUGUUUUCUCUUUUCUAACCUUUUAGGUCUGUAAUCCUCUGAAUUUCCUUCAACGUCCUGUAUCUCUGAAUCUGUAAACUCCAGAUCUGGGCAAAUUAUUCUUUAUAAGGCCAAGGUUAUAUCACAGUUACUACUUAGCACUCAUAUUUUCCCAGUUUCAGAUUAAAAGCAAGCCAUUGCAUUGGUCAUUCAGGCAUAGCUUAUUAUUUAUAAAGAGUGAUUAUAUCAUUAUUGGUACCAAUUUUUCCACGUUGUAUUUGUACAGUAUUUUUUUCCUCCAUAAGUAAUGUGUUUUGUUCGUUGUGUGUGUGUUUGUUUUUUUUUUUGUAGGAAUCGGAUGGCAUAAGUGGUUAAGGUGGUAUUCAGGGUCACUGAAGCCUAUGAAAGGUAGAAACUCAACCAUGAUUUCUUUUUCAACUCUACAGCAUUCCCAUCCUUGAAGUCUUCAGUUUUACCUUAGUCUCAGGCAGUUAUAAUUAAGCAUGAACAUUGACGACAAACUGGAAGGAUUAUUUCUUAAAUGUGGCGGCAUAGACGAAAUGCAGUCUUCCAGGGCGAUGGUUGUAAUGGGUGGAGUGUCUGGCCAGUCCACUGUGUCCGGGGACCUGCAGGAGUCAGUACUUCAAGAUCGGAGUUUGCCCCACCAGGAGAUCCUUGCUGCAGAUGAAGUGUUACAAGAAAGUGAAAUGAGACAACAGGAUAUGAUAUCACAUGAUGAACUCAUGGUCCAUGAGGAGACAGUGAAAAAUGAUGAAGAGCAGAUGGAAACACAUGAAAGACUUCCUCAAGGACUGCAGUAUGCACUUAAUGUCCCUAUAAGUGUAAAACAGGAAAUUACUUUUACUGAUGUAUCUGAGCAACUGAUGAGAGACAAAAAACAAAUCAGAGAGCCAGUAGACUUACAGAAAAAGAAGAAACGGAAACAACGUUCUCCUGCAAAAAUUCUUACAAUAAAUGAGGACGGAUCACUUGGUUUGAAAAACCCUAAAUCUCACGUUUGUGAGCACUGCAAUGCUGCCUUUAGAACGAACUAUCACUUACAGAGACAUGUCUUCAUUCAUACAGGUGAAAAACCAUUUCAAUGUAGUCAAUGUGACAUGCGUUUCAUACAGAAGUACCUGCUACAGAGACAUGAGAAGAUUCAUACUGGUGAAAAACCGUUUCGCUGUGAUGAAUGUGGUAUGAGAUUCAUACAAAAAUAUCAUAUGGAAAGGCAUAAGAGAACUCACAGUGGAGAGAAACCUUACCAGUGUGAAUACUGUUUACAGUAUUUUUCCAGAACAGAUCGUGUAUUGAAACAUAAACGUAUGUGCCAUGAAAAUCAUGACAAAAAACUGAACAGAUGUGCCAUCAAAGGUGGCCUUCUGACAUCCGAGGAAGAUUCUGGCUUUUCUACAUCACCAAAAGAUAACUCACUGCCAAAAAAGAAAAGGCAGAAAACUGAGAAAAAAUCAUCUGGGAUGGACAAAGAGAGUGCUUUGGACAAAUCAGAUCUGAAGAAAGACAAAAAUGAUUAUUUGCCUCUUUAUUCUUCAAGUACUAAAGUAAAAGAUGAGUAUAUGGUAGCAGAGUAUGCUGUUGAAAUGCCGCAUUCUUCAGUUGGGGGAUCACAUUUAGAAGAUGCAUCAGGAGAAAUACAUCCACCUAAGUUGGUUCUCAAAAAAAUUAACAGUAAGAGAAGUCUGAAACAGCCACUGGAGCAAAAUCAAACAAUUUCACCUUUAUCCACAUACGAAGAGAGCAAAGUUUCAAAGUAUGCUUUUGAACUUGUGGAUAAACAAGCUUUACUGGACUCAGAGGGCAAUGCUGACAUUGAUCAGGUUGAUAAUUUGCAAGAGGGUCCCAGUAAACCUGUGCAUAGCAGUACUAAUUACGAUGAUGCCAUGCAAUUUUUGAAGAAGAAGCGAUAUCUUCAAGCAGCGAGUAACAACAGUAGAGAGUACGCGCUGAAUGUGGGUACCAUAGCCUCCCAGCCAUCUGUAACACAAGCAGCUGUGGCAAGUGUCAUCGAUGAAAGUACCACAGCAUCCAUAUUAGAUUCACAGGCACUGAAUGUGGAGAUUAAGAGUAAUCAUGACAAAAAUGUUAUUCCAGAUGAGGUACUGCAGACUCUGUUGGAUCAUUAUUCCCAUAAAGCUAAUGGACAGCAUGAGAUAUCAUUCAGUGUUUCCGACACAGAGGUGACGUCUAGCAUAUCAAUAAAUUCUUCAGAAGUACCUGAAGUCACCCAGUCAGAGAAUGUUGGAUCAAGCUCCCAAGCAUCCUCAUCAGAUAAAGCCAACAUGUUGCAGGAAUACUCAAAGUUUCUGCAGCAGGCUUUGGACAGAACUAGCCAAAAUGAUGCCUAUUUGAAUAGCCCGAGCCUUAACUUUGUGACUGAUAACCAGACCCUUCCAAGUCAGCCAGCAUUCUCUUCCAUAGACAAGCAAGUCUAUGCAGCCAUGCCCAUCAAUAGCUUUCGAUCAGGAAUGAAUUCUCCACUAAGAACAACUCCAGAUAAGUCCCACUUUGGACUAAUAGUUGGUGAUUCACAGCACUCAUUUCCCUUUUCAGGUGAUGAGACAAACCAUGCUUCUGCCACAUCAACACAGGACUUUUUGGAUCAAGUGACUUCUCAGAAGAAAGCUGAGGCUCAGCCUGUCCACCAAGCUUACCAAAUGAGCUCCUUCGAACAGCCCUUCCGUGCUCCAUAUCACGGAUCGAGAGCUGGAAUAGCUACUCAAUUUAGCACUGCCAAUGGACAGGUGAACCUUCGGGGACCAGGGACAAGUGCUGAAUUUCCAGAAUUUCCCUUGGUGAAUGUAAAUGAUAGUAGAGCUGGGAUGACAUCUUCACCUGAUGCCACAACUGGCCAGACUUUUGGCUAAAAAAAAUUAAAAGUGUAAAUAAUACUGGCACUUUAGAACAGAUUAAUCAAGAUUGGGGUUACUCUGUGUAAAAUGGAGUGCUGUACAGAUUUAAGAGCAACGCGAUAUAACAAGUUAAGCUGAUAUGAAUAGCAAGAUAAUCCAAUAACUGCGUUUUGUUUGGUUAGUCAGCAUUCUUUGAACUGCCUUACAUGUUGUCACCUUUAUAGAAGCAAUGCAUUACUUGUUUUAGAUCAGAAACUUGCUAUUCCACCUACACCACAUUUAAAAGGAAAAAAAAAAAAGACUUUCGCACAAUUGUUUCCUAACUGAUAACAUUGUACAUUCUUAGGAGAUUAGUAAUUGUGUGAAAUUUACUCAUACUGUUUAAGUUUUUCAGCAUAGUCAUUGCACUUCAGCAGGGAAUCUGAUUAUACUUUACAGAGUGAACUUAAACGUUUAAAUGUCAAGAGAUUAUGGCUUCAGUAAAUUAGUGUGUCUCCUGUGGGGGAAAAAGAAACCAAGAAACCACCCUUUUAAAAAGAAUGAUAUGCCAUAUACCCUUGAUUUUCAUUUUGCAUUAUAUUGACAUGUUUUUUGUUUUUUUUUAAAGAAGAAAAGUAAUAAAAAUCUGAUAGUCUAAGACUCCACUAUUUAAAAUCUUACUUUUAAAAUAUGCAUACUUUCAAAAGUUUUACCAAAAUAUGUAACUAUUGAAGCAUUCAUUUCUAUGGGAGUAUGCAUAUGGUGUCAGUUUCUUUGUACAGUUGUACCUAGAUAUUUUUUAUGAUUUUUCAUGUGCAAGUAUAAGAUUUUGAAGUUUUAGUAAGAAGAUAUUCUGUAGAGUACAUUCCCAAGAACAUAAUGCUUAUACAAAUGUAUAUUCCACGUUUUAAAGCUUAAUUGUAUUUUACUUUACAUAUACACUUCAGUUAACAUAGAGCACUUAGAAUCUAUUUGGUAUUUUUGAUUUCUCAAAGUAAAAAAAGAUUUAGAUUUUUAGGUUUGAUGUGGUUGUGUCAUAAUCAUCUCAUAAUUGACAAUUUUAAUUUUUGGCAAUAAAAGGAAAUUGGGUAUCUUUGGAACUGUAAAACCUGGUUUAAUCUUUUUCUUUCUAGAAUCUUGAUAGAUUGGAUAAACAGUAUCCAGAGAAACGAAAGAAAUGGGCAUUUUAAUUGCUUAUUUUAUUUUGAGUUAAUAUUUAAUGAACACUGUUCAUUACAAUUUUACAAACCAAAAGUGUUUACUAAUUCUAGUAACUACAAUUUCUUUUUCAGCUAGAUGAGUGAUCGGAAACUUUUUGUUGCAUUUCAAAAUCUAAAUAAACUACAGACUUUAUCCUUA
This is a messenger RNA of Miniopterus natalensis, 4621 nucleotides long. It is a transcript of the gene ZNF148, whose product is annotated as zinc finger protein 148. Gene Ontology annotation, biological process: regulation of DNA-templated transcription. Lineage: Eukaryota; Metazoa; Chordata; Mammalia; Chiroptera; Miniopteridae. The record is from RefSeq and is a predicted model, not a curated record. Gene Ontology annotation, molecular function: RNA polymerase II cis-regulatory region sequence-specific DNA binding; DNA-binding transcription factor activity, RNA polymerase II-specific.